Trichoplusia ni (cabbage looper) is the source of this 3314-nucleotide messenger RNA. RefSeq names its product NAD kinase 2, mitochondrial (gene Nadk2). Gene Ontology annotation, cellular component: mitochondrion. NCBI's taxonomy places the organism in Eukaryota, Metazoa, Arthropoda, Insecta, Lepidoptera, Noctuidae. The transcript has 11 exons. Gene Ontology annotation, molecular function: NAD+ kinase activity. Bases 426 to 1748 code for a protein of 440 amino acids. Gene Ontology annotation, biological process: NADP+ biosynthetic process; NAD+ metabolic process. The record is from RefSeq and is a predicted model, not a curated record.
UGAACGAAAUGCACUUACAAUCAGCUGUCAAUACGUCGUAAACUGACACUUGUUACAUAUCUUGACAUUGACAAUUGAGAUUCAAUACUUUAUUGGCAAAGAAUUGCAAAGCAACGAGAUUUCUAUAAAUAAAACGAUAGCUUAUCAACGUUCGUUUACACGAAGACCGAGAGCUGGCUUUUUAAUCUAAUCGCCACGCCUCUACAUUUCAUUAAUAACAGAAUAUACAAAUACGUCACGCAGUACCCAUUUGAACUUGAUAGCGAUACGACGUGCAUGAAUUGUAAUAUAAGUGGUUUAUUGUGUGUGAUAAAGACGUUUAUUAACUUGAGAUUUCCACAUUGGCCUAUAGAUAAAGCACUUGAAAAUAGGCAGUAGUUUAUAAGUGUAACCUAACUUUUUAUUAUUUUAAGUGGACUUGUAAAAUGUCAGUCUUGAAUAACUUUACAGUGUCUGUUGCAAAGGGAUUACGGCGUCUCCGACAAAAGCAAGAGCUACGAGAGAUUCUCCCAAGUGCUGCCAGGAGGAAAGUGGGUUCAGCAUCCAAAGAUGCUCCCCACCUGAACAUGGAGAAAUGUCUCAUCGUAUCCAAGGUCACGAGAUACGAGUAUGAGAGACACAGUCACGACAACAUAUCAGACGCUGAACUUGAGCGGGUGCUUCGGGAGCGAGGUUCCGACUACGAGACCAUGGUGAACAUACACAAGAGGCAGAAGGCCUUCGAGGAGACAGUAGCCAAGAGUCUCAGGGAGAUGGGGCACCAGGUGGAAAUGGCUAGCAGGCUAACCUAUAAAGAAGAUUUAAUAAAGUGGUGCGACGUAGUGGUGCCGUGUGGUGGAGAUGGCACCUUCCUACUAGCCGCGUCCAGAGUAAGGGAUGCUAAUAAACCAGUGAUAGGCUUCAACAGUUCCCCUCACAAGUCGGUGGGGCGCCUCUGCUUACCCACGUGGUGCUCGAACGACGUGAAGGGUGCGUUUCAGGCGUUGAAGGAUGGUAGGUUCCGAUGGAUGCGUCGCUCCCGGAUACGCACGACCAUCACCUGUGAGCCUAAACUACUGGAUACUAUCACACCAGUCGACCUGCACACGCUACAUUAUUGCAGAUACCCGCCUACACACGACAUCCCAGAUUCGGACACUUUGUACUCAGAAAAUCACAGAAGCAAUCCGGACGCGGGCAGAAGUUGCACUCUAGCCACUAAAGUGCUGCCGGUACUGGCACUAAAUGAGGUGUUCAUAGGCGAGAGCGUGACAUCCCGCGUGUCGCUCCUCCGGCUGCAGAUUGACGACGGCGCCUGGACACACACCAAGAGCUCGGGCCUGUGUGUCACUACGGGGACGGGGAGCACUUCGUGGCACUUUAGUAUAAACUGCCUCCGCACCCAGUCAGUCCAAGAGUUGAUGAACAUCCUCCACAAGGACUACGGCGUGACGAUGGACACCACCCUGGAGAAAGCCAGGGAGAUCACAGAGAAAUACAACCAGAAACUUAUGUUUGCGCCAGACUCGGAUCAGCUGGCGUACUCGGUGCGUGAGUACAUAACGUUUGAGGAGUGGCCGACGCCGCGCGGACUGCGCGUGCGAGACCGCGCCAGCUCUGUCAGCGUCAAGUCACACUGCACUGAUGCUGGUCUCGUUAUCGACGGCAGCGUUUCAUUCCCAUUCAACGAUGGCACAGAAGCCACUUUGGAAAUUCACCCGGAAGACUCCCUCAUGACCGUCCACAUGGAUGAUGCAUUACCGCACUGACUACGAGAUUCACUUCUCACCUUAAAGUACACUUCUGACUUCAAAGUACCCUGAUGACUAAAAAGUACAUUUUUGAUUUGGAAGUACACUAUCAACUCAGAAGUACCUGCUUGACUUUAAGGUAAAGUUGAUUAUAAACUUCGGAGUAGUCUUUUAUCUAUAAAGUACAUUUACGACUUAUGUUGCACUUUAAAGUUUAUGUACCUUGUUGUCAUUAAGUUACUGUAUACUUCAAAGUACACAAUAGACUUCAGAGUACCCGUUUGGGUACAAAGUACACUGUUGUCUCUAUACACUCGCGCACAUGUAUAAAGUACAUUAGAGUUAUCUAUAAACUUCCAUAGGUGACUUAAUUGUAAACAUCAACAAAGAUCGAAUUAUUGGGAAAAGAAAAUAAAUAACAAAAGUAGUUAUAAAAUUAAAGUACUAAUAUAUAAAUUAUAAAAAUGUCUUGACCGAUUUUCGCCCAUGGUGGCUAGGUUCGCAAGAGACCAACCAACUACGCGGUACUUGAUUUAAGUGCACAAGCGUGUGCUAACACAGGUUCACUCUCUGUUCCCUUACUCUGAUAGCCCAAUGAGACGGCAAUCAAAUACAACCGAAGAAAUAUCAAUCAUAGGACACAAAUUUUACGUGCCUUCCGAAACACGGAAGCUGUGAUAUUUAUUCCUAAAACGCACAAAAUUCGGUGCGUGCCAUGAGAUCAAACUCAAGACCUAUAUUUGACAGUCCUGCGGUCUUACCACUAAGCUAUCACAACUAUUACAUCACAUAGUGUACGCUUAAAGCAACGCCUUUUUGAUCCCAUUUGGUAAUCACCAUAUUUUCAGUUCUUCGAUAAAGUUCUUUCAGUCAACGUUUUUGGAACACAAAUUUGACUAAAAACUCCUUAUGUUUGUAAUUCAAUUAUUUACAUCUCAGAGUCAAGACAAUGUUAUAUCGCAUUUCAAUAGGAAACGAAUCGACAUUUCUAAAUGUACGGAAAUGGCAAUUCUCUUUGACAAGUGACGAUAUAUUUUUAACUUGUUAGUUUAAUAUAUUUAAGCGAUUUGUCAGAAAUAGCUUAUCCAUAAUCCAGCGUAUUUUAAUAAAAUGCAAUGUAACUGAAUGUGUAAUUAAUGCUUAAUAGCAUUGAAGACUUAUUUUAAGACGCUUAUGUAAUUUAAGCCAUAUUUAGCCAAUUUUAGCCGCGAUUAUAAUUAAGGAAUAUAAAAUAAGAUAUUGUAAAAAUGUAGAGAAAUUAAAACAAUAGAUUUGUAAGAAAUUUGCAACACCGUAAAUUCAAAAUGAGUUCUUAUUCUGGCAACAUUUAAAUGUAAAAGUAAAAAUGGGAAAUUUACCUACAUUUUCUUCAUUUUCAUUUGGAUGUUUAAAAAAUAUGGAAUAUAGUAAUUAUAAGUAUGAUUUUGUGAAAUAAAGUAUUCAAAAUGAAACAUGGAUGCCUGAAAAUUCUGUGAUUAACCUAAGAAGGCACUUACUAUUUUAUAUUAUAUGAUAAAACAUAGACUCUUUUAUAAAACUGUACAUAUAAGGCACAGACCAAAUUAACUGAUAGACAGGAACAAA